GGCGGCCGAGAACCGACCGUCAAGAAAUAGAUUUAGUUUGGUUAGUUCGUGCGCGGGGCCCCAGCGACUGGGACGACGGGCAAUUCAAACGAGGCGAACGACAUUAUACGACGAUCCAAAAUACGCGCACACGUUGUAAUAUUGCGAAGAGGUUAAAGGGGGAAUAAGCAAAAAAGAAAAAAAGCAAAAAAAAAGAAAAGAAAAGAGACGGAUAGAAAGGAAAGGAAAAAACAAAAAACCAGGUCCGAAACAAUAUAAAGAAAAGGGGGGAAAAAAAAAAAUAACAACAACGUCGAGAAAUUAUCGUUUGCGCGAAUUGUUCGAAAGCCCGGACGUGUUUGUACGUUGUAUUAUACACACAUAUUUUAUAUCGCAGUUUUAUCCGUAUUUCUUAAACAGUAAUUCGUAUAUUGUAAAAGUGCUGUAAAUCUCGUUUAUACCACGACGAUAUCGGCGCAUUAAGAAAGGAAGAAAAGAAAGAGAUAGAAACAAAGGAUAAGGAAAAACAAAUUUUGGAGAAUUUUACUUGUGGUGUAUAUCGAUCGGUGCGAAAUUAAAUAAGGUAGAUGGUGCCGGCUGACUGUAAUUAGCGAAGGCAGGAACAGGAGUUAGGCGCACCCCAGCACGAUGGGGGUCGCCGAAGAUUUUGCCCCCAGCUUUACGCAGAAGCCGCAAUUACGACAGGAGGACGAGGGUAACAGGUUGAUAUUCGAGUGUCAGCUGUUGAGUUCCCCAAAUCCUGAAAUAUCAUGGUUUCGCGGAGAGACACAGCUGAACGAGGACGCUAGGACGAAUUUCAAGAUACAAAGUAUCGGGACUAACAAGUUCCUCGUUGUACUCGAGCUUGACGACGUAAUAGAGACCGAUGCCGGACUUUACAAGGUCAAGGCGAAGAACAAGAUGGGAGAAGUCGCCGCGUCCAUCAAUCUCAACUUCAGCCCUGUCGAUGAGCCUAGGGAGAAACAAAUCGACGGCAUUGCUCCAACCUUCGCGAAAAAGCCGGCGAUCAGACAAGAAGAGGAUGGAAAACGAUUACUAUUCGAAUGUCGUAUAACCGCGGAUCCGACCCCCAAAGUAACCUGGUCUCACAACGGAAAUUUGGUCCAGGAAUCCCCGCGCCACAAAUUAACGGUGGACAAGGACGGCCACUCGUACUUUGCAACGUUAGAAAUCAAGAACGUGACUGUUGAGGAUGCUGGAAAAUACAAAGUCAAUGCAAAGAACGAGCUCGGCGAGUCCAACGCCACGAUUUCACUCAAUUUCGACAGCGACGAGGCGCCCGUCCCAGACGACGGAAUCAAGCCAACCUUCACCGAGAGGCCUGUGAUCAGACAGUCGGACGAUGGCAACACUAUUACUUUCGAAUGUCGAUUAGUCGGCGAUCCGAAACCGACUGUCAAAUGGUAUCACGGCAACGACGAAAUAAAAGACGGCGGGAGGUUCACAACUUCCCUCGAACUUGAUCAGAAGCUCUACCAUUUAGCCAGGCUGCAAAUCACCAGCGUUGCUAAGGCCGACAGUGGUGAAUACAAAGCUAUCGCCAAGAACAAACACGGGAACGGCGUUGCUACGAUAAAUCUCAACUUUGAGGGAGGCGAUAAACCGAAAAUACCCGACGGAAAACCGCCCCGAUUUCCAAAAAAGCCAACGAUACGUCAAGACGGCGAAGUACUGAUAAUGGAAUGUAUAUUGGAGGCACAUCCGGUGCCAGACAUCACCUGGUACCAAGGGACAAAAGCAAUAGCGGACAGUCCGCGAGUCAAGAUGCUGAGAAAGUCAACAAGCAAGGACACAUAUCUAUUAACGUUGGAAAUAUCGAAUCCGACCAAAGCUGACGGCGGAAAUUAUCGGUGCAACGCCUUCAACAGCUACGGCGAAAGUAACGCCAACAUCUCCCUCAACUUCCAAGAUGAUGGAGCAGGAUUCGCGCCUUCUUUCAUCGAGAAGCCGCGUAUCAUUCCAAACGAAAGUGGCACUCUGAUAACGAUGAAGUGCAAGUGUAAAGCGAAGCCGAAACCGGACGUCACCUGGUUCCGGGGCACAACCGUCGUCAAGGAGUCGUCGAAGAUCACAAUCAGAAGUUCCGGCGUCGAGGAAGACGUGUACGAACUAACACUCGAAAUUAAGGAUCCAUCGGGUCCGGACGGAGGCACGUACAGGUGCCACGUCAAAAACGAAUAUGGCGAGAGCAACGCGAACCUGAAUUUGAACAUAGAGGCUGAGCCGGAACCGGAGGGCGACGGUCCGACCUUCGUCGACAAGCCACGAAUCCAGUCCCAGAAUCAAGGAAAAUUGGUCAUCAUGGACUUCCGAGUCAAGGCUGAUCCGAAGCCGGAUAUCGUUUGGACCCACGCCGGCAAAGUCGUCAAGGAAUCGUCGAAAAUAUCCAUCAGUAUAACCAAGGAGAAGGAGGAUGUUUACUACAUUAAACUUGAACUUAACGACCCUGGCGCCGACGACUCGGGACUCUAUAAAUGCAACAUCAGAAAUACCCUCGGAGAACUGAACGCCAAUUUGACGCUGAACGUCGAAAUAAUACCGGUGAUAAAGGAGAAGCCGAAAGUGAUCAAGAUCGUGAAGAAGAAGACCGUCAUUGUAGAAUGUCAAGUACUGUCCAAAUUUGCACCGGACUGCACAUGGUUCAAAGAAUCGAAGGCAGUGAAGGAAGAUUCCCGGCAUACUGUUCACGUCGAGAAAGUCAAAGAGGGAGAGUUCGCCGUCAAGUUGGAAAUCGAACAGGUAUCAACGAUUGACAAGGGAACGUACAAGCUUGUCGCUAGGAAUGAGAAGGGCGAGGCCACUUCUCAGGUUGUUGAAAUCACCGAGAUCCCGGCCGAGGAGGGUGACAAACCAAAGCUCGCUUCUGGUCUCAAAUCCAUUACUGCCGAAGAAGGCAGGACCAUCGAAUUUGUUGCUCGACUCGCCAAAGAGGACAGGAAAAUCAAUGUUGUGUGGACAAAGAAUUCUACUAUCGUGAAAUCGUCGAGGGACAUCAAGAUGUCUUUUAACGGUACGGACAUCAAGUUGACAAUAAAUUCCGUUACAACCGACUAUUCAGGCUCCUACAAACUCGUCGUUACCAAUGAAUUCGGCAAGGACGAAUCGUCAGCCGAGCUUAUAAUUAAGAAGAAGGAGGAAAAGAAGAAGGAGGAAGAAGAGGAGGAGAAGGAGGAAGAGAAGGUCGAAAAGAAAAAGAAGAAGGAAGAAGAAGAGAAGGUAGAAAAGAAGGAAGAGAAGAAGGUAGAAAAGAAGGAAGAGAAGAAGGAAGAGAAGAAGGUAGAAAAGAAGGAAGAGAAGAAGGAAGAGAAGAAGGAAGAGAAGAAGGAAGAGAAGAAGGAGGAAAAGAAGCUGGAGGAAAGCUCCGACGAAGAAGAGCGUUCCGUUAGCUUGGUAGAAUCGAGUGUCGCAGAGCCUGUCGUCGAAGACGCAGACUCAUCGUCAGAGCCAGUAACUCAGGUUGAGGAUAUACCCGCUGACACGAAAGCAAACGGUAUUGACAAACCGAUUUUGAAGAAGAAAAUCGAAAUUAGGAAAGACGAGCCUGAAGUUAACAAUGUUGAGAAGAUCGAAGAGAAAAAGGUCGUCAAGAAAAAGGUUGAUGAAAAGACCGCAGAGGAGAAGAAAGAACCUACCAAGGUAAAGAAGGUCGUGAAGAAAAAAGAACCUGUGGACGAAUCAAAGGACACUUCACGUGAGGCUACACCAAAAUUGGAAAAAACUACUGGAACCAGGAAGCAGUCAAUCAGCAGGGUCGAAGAACUUCGCACAGAAAGUCGUCGAAGUUCUCUUGUUACGACCGAAGAAGAGAUUACAAGAGAUGGUAGCAAGACACCGGAACGUCGUUUCUCUACACAAAAGGUUGAAGAGGAAACGAAAUCCGAGAGCCGUCGUUCGUCUACGGUAGACAAAAAGACGAUUGGCGUAAAGGUCGAGGAGCCUAAGAAAAAAGUCGACGAGGCAAAACCCGCGCCCAAAGAAGAAGUUAAACCAAAAACAACCCCUGCUACUAAACUUGAACCCAAGGUUGAACCCAAGGUUGAUCCUAAGGUUGAGCCUAAGGUUGAGCCUAAGGUUGAGCCUAAGGCAGAAGCCGGGCCAAAAACCGUCCCCAAAGAUGCAGAAAAGCCGAAAUCAACUCUCGGUGUUAAAGUUGAACCCAAGGUUGAGGAAAAGCCGAAAUCAACUCUCGGCGUUAAAGCAGAACCCAAAAUUGAGCCCAAAGCUGAACUUAAGGUCGAGUCAGUACCGAAACCUGCCGAUGAACCCAAGCCAAAAACAACUCUGGGUGUUACACCCGAUGAAAAGAAAACCGAGCAGGAUGCAAAGAAAUUGGGCCUGCAAAAAACCGCGACGCUCGAAGAACAGAAAAAGGGGCUGAACAAGGUCGAGUUGAAGACAGAGGAAACAAAGCCGGCGGAGGUGAAACCGAAAUUUCGUAUACCGCCAAAAUCAGCGGUUAAAAAUGAGUCCUUCAUAGGUUUUCAACUUAAACCUGUUAAGCGUGGAUCAAAGCCUGAUCAAGGUGAAAGUGACACGAUUGAGCUCAAGAAAACAGAGAAACCGGAAAAACUCGAGGCGAAGAAAGUCAAGGCUGCCGAAAAAUCGAAGGCAUCGAGCUACGAGCUGCCCGAAAUUCCAGAUUACGAAAGAGCUGUUUUGGAAAAACCGCAGGAAUUCGACUUUGGCGAUCAUGUUCCUCGCGAUAAAACUAAAUUGGACAGACCGGCGAGUCAGAAGUUGGAUACGAAGCCAAAACUACCGGAAAUCAAAGCACCGGAAGCGCCGAAAAUCGAGGUCAUCAAAGACUCGACUCCAGACGCGAGCAGGAAAGGCUCCCUGGCACCCGGAAGUGGGACGAACAGUCGUCGAGGUUCGCUCAUUCCUCCAGAGGAAUUGGGACGUAGAGCCAGUCUUAUUAUCACUGACGAGGAGAAUAGGAAGCUGCGCCCUGGUGAAGUGGUGGAGGAACGUAAGGUUGGAAAAUUACGUCCAGGCGAGGUGUUAGACGCCAAGAAUAGGAUCGGGCGUCCUGGUGAACUACAGUCCGAAAAACAGCGUCGUCGUCCAAGCACGGACGUCCGAAGACCAAGUGUGGCGGAUCUCGAGAAUAGAAUCAAUGAACCCAGCACUCCUCUACGAGACAUCGGUCCAGGUGGACCCCCGCAAAUUGUCCAUGUCGAGGACUCGUAUUCCGCCCGUGAAGAUUCGACGGCAUACCUUACCGUACAGGUGGAAGGUAAUCCGGCCCCAACGUUCAAGUUCUACAAGGGAAUAACGGAGCUGAUAGAAGGCGGUCGUUUCAAGUUCCUCACGGACUCCGAAACGAACACGAUAACACUUUGCAUGAGAAAAGCGAAGCCGAACGAUGAGGGAACCUACAAAAUUGUCAUCAGCAACAUUCACGGCGAGGAUUCGGCCGAGAUGCAGCUUUACGUCGGAGACGCGAGUGGAAACGACUUCCGAGCCAUGCUCAGGAAGAGGAAGUACCAAAAAUGGGCCAGAGACGAGGGCGAACAGGAGAAAGUCGACCUCAAGGAAGUCGAGAAGCCAAUUCCGGCGUUGAAGAAAGUUGAAAAGAAACCAGAAUCCUUCCUGAAGCCCCUCGUCGAUCAGUACGCCAAGGAAGGAAAAGACAAGAAGGUCGUUUUCGAGGCAAACUUCACCAAACCAAACUGCAAGCCGAAAUGGUUUUUCAGGAAAGAUGAACUCUUCGCCAGCGCGAAGUACAAGUUCAAAAAUGAAAACGACUCGUAUCAGCUCAUCAUCACCGGACCGAAAGUUGACGAUACUGGAAAAUAUACGAUUGAUAUUAGCGGGGUUUCAUGCACCGCCUUCCUUACUGUCGAAGAACCUGAUCCAACCUACUCAUUCACCAAGCCAUUGUCGAAGAAAACGAGUGGCUUCACUCUACACGAAGCUUACAUGGAGUGCCAGGUCAGUUCCAGCAUGGCCAAGGUGUCCUGGUGGAAAGGAAAGGUCAAGUUGGACGACGACGAUAACAUGAGCAUUUCGAAGGACAUGUCCGGCGUUUGUCGGUUGACUAUAAAAAGUGCGAAACUGUCGGACAGCGGAGAAUACAGCUGUAAGAUCGAGAAACAGACCGACAAGACAGACACAGUUCUCACGAUUGUCGAAUAUCCCUACAAAUUCGUCAAGGUUCUUAAGCAUCAGCAAAUGGUCGAAAAAGACACCAUCACUUUGGCCUGUGAACUGGACGACGCUGCUGGUGACGUGAAGUGGUUCAAGGGAGACCAGGAAAUAAAGCCCGACAAACGCGUUCAAAUCAAGGUUGACGGUCGGAAACGCAAGCUCAUCAUCAAGGAUGCCAAGGUGACAGACGCAGGGAUGUAUUCGUGCGUCAGUAAUGCGGAUAAGACAGAGGCUGAAAUCACUGUCAACUAUUUGAACCGGUUCAACAAGAAGCUGAAGGAUACGGUUGCCAUUGAGCGAGAGAAGCUAGUGUUGGACGUUGAGCUUCAGGACCAAACGGCGCCGGCUGAGUGGCUCUUUAACGGAAAGCCAAUCGAGCCAAGCGAGAGGGUUGAGAUCAAGAAUCUGGGUGGAGGAAAGCACCAGCUAGUAUUUAACAAACUGGAAAUGGAAGACGAUGGUGAGAUCACCUGCCAAAGUGGGCAACUAUCCAGUGCCUGUCACCUUACCGUCAAGAAAGGAGAGAGCAAACCGAUCAUCGACGUACCCGACAAGAUCGAAGGCGCUUGCAGCGCUCCUCUCGUAUUCGUAGUGCCUUUCAAAAUUGAUGGCACCAAGCAGACACCAGUCGAGGCGAAACUUCUCAAGGACGGUAAGCCACUGCCACUUAAGGACGUCGAGAUCAUCGUUGGCGACGAUAAAAUAACGUACAAGAUAAAGAAACCGAGCAGAGAUCAAACCGGACCGUAUCAAAUCAAAAUCGGAAACGGACAGGGCGAGGAAGUCAAGGAUGUACACAUCAAUAUGCAAGACGUCCCAUCGCCUCCGACGGACGUGGACGUCAAGGACGUCUUCCAGAGCUCCUGCGUGGUUAGUUUUAAACCGUCGAAGGACGACGGUGGUUCUCCGAUAACGAAAUACGUUAUCGAACGUCUCGACAUGAGCUUGAAAUCGCAGUGGGCAAAUGUUGGGGAGGUGAUGCCAGGCGAAAAGUGUGUCUACAAAGUAGAGGACUUAGUACCCAAAAAAGAAUACAGAUUCCGAAUUGUUGCCGUCAACAAGCUUGGCCCCAGUGAACCUGCCAACUUUGCCAAGCCCAUCCUGGCCAAGGAUCCUUGGGACGAGCCCGGGAAGCCCGGAAACGUCGAGGUGGUCGAUUGGGACAAGGACCAUGCAGACCUGACGUGGACAAAGCCGGAGAGCGACGGCGGUGCCCCGAUAACUGGCUACAUUAUCGAGUACAAGGAGAAGUUCGGCAAGGAGUGGGUCAAGGGCAAAGAGAUUGAGGGUGACAUAACAAAGGCAACUAUUGAUAAACUGAAGGAAGGCACGCAGUACGAGUUCAGGAUCCGCGCGGUUAACAAGGCUGGACCAGGAGAGCCAUCAGACGCUACCAAACCGAUAAUAGCGAAAUCUCGCUUCGUCAAGCCCUACAUAAUCGGGGACCAGCUGACCAAUCUGAUCGUUAAGAAGGGCCAGGUCAUAAAGUACGACAUCAAAUUCGGCGGUGAGCCUGAACCCGAGGUGCACUGGUUCCUCGGUGAAAAGGAACUCAUUCCCGACUCAGCCGAGCGACUUACAAUCGACAAGUACGAACGCAACAGCGUACUGACCGUUCGAAAGACAACCAGACCUGAUUCUGGAAAGUACAAAAUUGUUCUCACCAACGGCUCCGGCACCUGCGAAAGCGUCGCUGACGUCGUGGUUCUGGACAAGCCAACCCCGCCCAAGGGACCGUUGAAGGUAGAAGAGGUGCGGUCCGAUCACGUCAAGGUUAAGUGGGAGAAGCCAGCAGACAACGGAGGUACCGAUGUGACUGGUUAUGUAUUGGAAAAGAUGGACUUGGAAACUGGAAGAUGGAUACCAGCCGGAGAAGUUGGUCCAGACAAGGAUACGUUUACGUUCCAGGGUCUGACCCCAAAGAAGAAGUACAAGUUCAGGGUAAAAGCUGUUAACAAAGAGGGAGAGUCCGAGCCAUUGGAAACGGACGAAGCUAUCGUCGCGAAGAAUCCCUACGACGAGCCUGGCAGUCCUGGUAAACCGGAGAUCAUUGACUACGACAACGUCAGCGUUACCCUCAAGUGGGCAAAGCCCGAGAAUGACGGUGGUCGACCAAUCAGUCACUACACCGUUGAGAUGAAGGACAAGUUCGCUCUAGAUUGGUCGGAGGUUCUAAAAACCUCAGAUGCCAACCCCGAGGCGAAGGUCGAGGGGCUCAAGGAGAAAAUGAUCUACCAGUUCCGUGUUCGUGCUCACAACAAGGCUGGGUCUUCAAAACCGAGCGAACCGACCGACAAUCACCUUUGCAAGCAUAAGAACCUGAAACCACGCAUCGAUCGUACAAAUUUGAAGUCGGUGAUCAUAAAGGCGGGAAGGUCGCACAAAUGGUCGGUCGACGUUAUUGGCGAACCUCCUCCAAAAACAACAUGGAUUUGGCGGGAUGAUAUACCUUUGACAAAUACGGAGCGUAUAAAGAUAGACAACGUUGAUUAUCACACGGAUUUCAGUAUAAUAAAUGCAGUGAGGAAAGACACUGGUAAAUACACCAUCAUAGCCGAGAACGUCAACGGAAAGGACCAGGAGACAGUUGAGCUGACAGUGCUCUCCAAACCAAGCCCGCCAAAGGGUCCACUGGUCGUUUCGGACGUGACAAACACGACGGCGAAGCUCAAGUGGGAAAAACCGGAGGAUGAUGGAGGCUCGCCGAUAAAAGAAUACGAGGUCGAAAAGAUGGACACCAAAACUGGGAAAUGGAUACGAGUUGGCAAAGUUCCCGGAAAUGCGACAAGCCCUGAGCUCGACGUGACGGGACUGAAUCCCGGCAGUGAAUACAAGUUCAGAGUAACCGCCGUCAACGACGAGGGUGACUCCGAGCCUCUGGUAACAGAGAAGGGAACAAUCGCCAAGAAUCCAUUCGACGAGCCAUUGAAGCCCGGAACACCGGAAGUCACCGACUAUGACAACGAGUCGGUGUCUUUGAAGUGGACCGCCCCAAAAUCGGACGGCGGUGCGCCGAUCGAGAAGUAUAUAAUCGAAAAGAAAGACAGGUACAAGCCGGACUGGGAAAAGGCCAUCGAAGUACCCGGUACUGAGCUUUCGGGAAAAGUACCGGACCUCAAGGAACUUGGGGAAUAUCAGUUCAGAGUCAUUGCUGUGAACAAGGCCGGACUUUCCCCGCCCUCGGACGCUUCAAAGACGCAGAUUUGCAGAUACAAGGCUUUGAAACCGAGAAUUGACCGCACAAACUUAAAGCCAAUAAUUGUUCGGGCUGGUAAAAUGAUAAAAUACGACGUUGACGUGCGAGGCGAACCACCACCAGAGAUAACUUGGUUCCACGUCAAGACCGAAGUAAAGUCGGGAGGAAACGUUCAGAUCGUGAACGUAGACUAUAACACCAAAAUAACCAUCACUGAUUCCGUGAGAAAGAAUACCGGUGUCUACAAAAUCCUCGCUGUCAAUGCUCAUGGCCAGGAUGAGGCCGAAGUUGAAGUCACCAUUUUGUCCGCUCCAGGAAAACCGAAGGGACCACUUAAGGUGUCCGACGUAACGAAGAACGGCUGCAAACUCAAGUGGGAUAAGCCAGAUGAUGACGGCGGUAAACCGAUCAAAGAAUACUUGGUUGAGAAGCUCGACAAGUCGACCGGUCGUUGGGUACCGGUAGGUCGCACUUCAGAGCCUGAACUGGAAGUAAAGGGCCUGCAAGAUGGCCACGAAUACGAAUUCCGUGUUAAGGCUUUGAAUGAAGAGGGAGAAUCUGAACCGCUACAGACGGACGGUUCGAUAAUUGCGAAAAAUCCAUACGACGUUUCCGGAAAGCCGGGUACACCCGAAAUUGAAGAUUGGGACGUUGACCGAGUUGACCUCAAAUGGGAGCCUCCAAAGAACACCGGUGGAGCACCGAUAACUGGGUACAUAAUUGAGAAAAAGGAGAAGUUGAAGAGUCACUGGGAGGAAGCUGUGGUGACGAACACACCGGAGACGAAAGUGCGGGUUCCAGAUUUGAAGGAAGGAUCAACUUACCAGUUCCGAGUUCGCGCCGUUAACAAAGCUGGACCGUCGGAGCCCAGUGAUCCGACAAAACCGCACGUGGCGAAGGCUAGAUACCUUAAGCCACAUAUCAACCGCGAGAAGUUGCACAACAUCAAAGUGCGAGCGGGUCAGAUAGUGAAAAUCGAGACCGACGUAAAGGGAGAACCUCCACCAACAAUCACAUGGAGCUUCAAGAACAAGGUCCUCGAAACAAGUGCGAACGUGAAAGUCGACAACGAGGACUACAACACAAAGAUUCAGCUCUCGAACACGAGCCGCAAGGCGACUGGCAAGUACAUUGUCAAGGCCGUUAACGACUCUGGAACUGACGAGGCGGAGGUCGAGGUUACCAUCCUGGACAAGCCCGAAAAACCGGAAGGUCCGUUGGAAGUUACCGACGUUCACAAGGAGGGAUGUAAACUCAAGUGGAAAAAACCGAAGGAUGAUGGUGGCCUUCCUCUGACCGGAUAUAUCGUCGAGAAGAUGGAUGUCACCAGUGGACGCUGGGUACCAGUUGGAGUCAUUGACCCCGAUAAGCCGGAGCACACAAUAACCGGACUUGAACCCGGCAAGAAGUAUGAGUUCCGCGUAAAGGCCGUCAACGAGGAGGGCGAGUCCGAACCUCUUCAAACGGAUGCCGCUAUUCUGGCCAAAAAUCCAUACGAUGCUCCAUCGGCACCGGGUCUUCCGGAGAUCAUCGACUGGUCUGAGAACAUGGUGAAACUGAAGUGGGAACCACCAAUAAGAGACGGAGGCGCACCGAUUACCGGUUACGUGAUUGAAGUCAAGGAUAAAUUUGGAACUGCCUACGUCAAGGCUGCCGAAGUCCAGGGACCCGUCUGCACGGGUACUGUUCCUAAACUUGUGGAAGGAAAUCAAUACCAGUUCCGUGUACGAGCUGUAAACAAAGCUGGACCAGGAGAACCCAGCGAAGCGACGAACCCACACACGGCUAAGCCUCGUUGGCUGAAGCCGCACAUCGACCGAACGAACCUUCAACCGGUCACCGUGAAGGCUGGUCUCACCGUCUCUCUGGACAUCAAUAUAAUCGGUGAACCUGCUCCGACUGUUACCUGGUACUUCAAAGACCAGGAAAUUACGACGGCCGAUCAACUCCGCAUCGAUAAUAUCGACUACAACACCAAGUUCUGUAUAUUGCGAGCAAAUCGGUCAAUGACCGGAAAAUAUGUGAUCAAAGCGAAGAACGAGGUCGGCGAAGACACAGCCGAAGUUGAGAUCACGGUUCUCGGCAAACCCUCGAAACCAGAGGGUCCACUCGAAGUGUCGGACAUCACAAAGCACGGCUGCAAGCUCAAGUGGAAGAAGCCAGAAGAUGACGGAGGCACUCCGGUCGAAUACUACGAGAUUGAGAAGCUGGACCCAUUGACCGGUCAGUGGAUACCAUGCGGUAGAUCGACUGAACCUGAGGCGAAUGUGACGGGUCUUCAAGAAGGAAAACCGUACAAGUUCAGAGUUAAGGCGGUGAACAAGGAAGGGGAGUCCGAAGAGCUGGAGACCCUAAGACCAAUCAUCGCCAAAAAUCCGUUCGACGAACCCGGCAAACCUGGUCGCCCAGAGCUCAAGAACUGGGACAAAGACUUCGUUGACCUUGCCUGGUCUCCUCCGUCUGAUGACGGUGGAGCACCGAUCGAAAAAUACAUCGUACAAAUGCGCGAUAAGGAAGGCAGGCAGUGGGUUGAUGCUGCAACUGUUCCUGGAGAUCGCCCGGCGGCUAAAGUCACCAAUGGAAUUCAGGAAGGACACGAGUACGAGUUCCGUGUCGUUGCCGUCAACAAAGCCGGACCUGGUGAACCCAGUGACACUUCAAAGAGCGUUGUCGCUAAACCAAGAUUCUUGGCUCCGCGUAUCGAUCGCAAGAAUCUGCAAAAGAAGACCAUGCGAGUUGGACAACUACUGCGUAUUGAAGCUGACAUUCAGGGUGAACCCGCGCCAGUCGUUACCUGGAAGCUCAAGGACAUUGUGCUGAAGAGCUUGGAUCGUUUGAAGAUUGAAAACGAGGAUUACCACACCACAUUCAUCUUGAACAAAGUGAAACGUUCUGACACUGGAACUUACACCGUAAUUGCUAAGAACGACAGUGGCACAGACCAAGUUGAUGUCGAAAUUGAGGUAUUGAGCAAGCCAGGAAAGCCCAAGGGCCCACUGAACGUUUCUGACGUAACAGCGCAGGGUUGUAAAUUGAAAUGGGACAAGCCCGAAGAUGACGGUGGAGAGCCGGUUGAUCACUACGUCAUCGAACGUAUGGACACCGAAUCAGGUCGCUGGGUGCCAUGUGGAACGAGCAAAACUCCGGAGGCAGAGGUGACAGGGCUCAAUGAAGGAAAGGACUACCAAUUCCGGGUUAAGGCCGUUAACGCUGAGGGAGAAUCUGAGCCUCUCGAAACGACGAUCCCAACCACCGCCAAAAAUCCAUACUCCGAACCCGACGCGCCUGGAAAGCCAGAGCUCAAAGACUGGGACAAGAAUCACGUGGAUCUCAAGUGGAAGGCGCCAAAGAAUGACGGUGGAGCUCCAAUCGAGAAGUACAUAAUCGAGAAGAAGGACCAGUAUGGAAAAUGGCAAAAGGCCGCUGAAGUACCCGGCAACAAGACGGAGGGUAAAGUAGGAGAUCUGGUUGAGGGUCAAAAAUACCAGUUCCGAGUCAAGGCUGUUAACAAGGGAGGUCAGAGCAAGCCUAGCGAGCCCAGUGAGACCCUGACAGCAAAGGACCGUUAUGCGGCUCCAAAGAUCGACCGCAGCACGCUGAAGGACCUGACAAUAAAGGCUGGUAACCACGUGAAGCUCGACGUUAAAGUCAGUGGUGAACCACCACCAACGAAGACCUGGUACUUAAAGAAGGUCAAGCUGCAAGACGGUGACAACGGAGUGAGCAUCGAGGUCGAAGACUACAAGACGAGGUUCGUUAUCGGAUCAGCAACCAGAUCUCAUUGCGGAACGCUCACUCUGAAGGCGGAGAACAGUUCCGGAAAGGACGAGGCAUGGAUCGAAAUAACGGUCCUUGAUAAGCCCAGCAAACCAGAGGGACCGCUCAAGGUUUCUGAUGUACACAAGGAGGGAUGUAGUCUUAAGUGGAACGAGCCCAAAGAUGACGGCGGAUCGCCCAUCGAGCAUUAUGUCGUUGAGAAAAUGGACACCGACACCGGCCGCUGGAUACCCGUCGGUAGGACCAAAGAGCCAAAAAUGGACGUCGAGAAUUUGGUGCCUGGAAAAGAGUACAAAUUCCGCGUCGCUGCUGUAAACGCUGAGGGAGAAUCCGAGCCGCUUGAAACCGAGCACGGAAUUAUUGCUAAGAAUCCGUUCGACGAACCCGGAGCGCCUGGACGCCCCGAGGUAACAGACUGGGACAGGGAUCAUGUAGACCUGAGAUGGACUCCGCCAACGAAAGAUGGCGGAUCUCCAGUCACCGGUUACUUGAUCGAGAAGCGAGAAAAGGGAAGCGGCCGCUGGUUGAAGGCCGGUGAAGUACACGGGCCCGAGUGCAAAGGACGAGCCGACAACCUCGAUGAGGGUGUAGAAUACGAAUUCCGAGUAAAAGCCAUCAACGCCGCUGGACCCGGUGAACCUUCAGACGCCAGCAAAUCGAUAGUCACGAAGCCUAGAAGAUUGGCUCCGAAGAUCGACAGACGCACUUUGCGUGACUUGACUGUGCGCGAAGGCGAGCCGUUCUACUUCGACGUUAAAAUCACCGGAGAACCAGCGCCUGAGAUUGAGUGGGUACUCAACAGUAAGAGCAUACAAAUAACCACCUACCGCAGAAUCGAGGAUAUUCCCUACAACUCCAAGUUCUUCAACGACAAACCCGAACGCAAGGACACUGGAGUGUACAAAAUCACCGCUGUUAAUCCAUACGGCUCUGACAGCGCUGAGGUCGAAGUAACUGUUGUCUCGAAACCAAGCAAACCGGAAGGACCCUUGGACGUGUCUGAUGUGCACAAAGACGGUUGUACGUUGAAGUGGAAGAAACCGAAAGAUGAUGGUGGAGAACCACUUGAGGGAUAUCUGGUCGAGAAGUUUGAUCCUGACACAGGAAUAUGGCUGCCAGUAGCCAAAACAGUGAAUCCCGAGCUCAAGGUAGACGGACUGAUUCCAGGACACGAGUACAAGUUCCGCGUCAAGGCUCUUAACAAAGAGGGAGAGUCGGAGCCGCUCGAAACCCUCGGAUCCAUUAUCGCCAAGGAUCCGUUCACCGUGCCAGGAGCGCCUGGUGCUCCAGAGCCUGUUGACUGGACCGCGAAUCAAGUUGAUCUUGAAUGGAAGGAGCCAGUAACAGAUGGAGGAUCUCCGAUCACAGGAUAUAUAAUCGAAAAGAAGGAUAAGUACAGUACCAUGUGGGAAAAGGCUCUGGAGACGAGCAGUGCACAUCCCGCAGCUCAAGUCCACGGUUUGAUCGAAGGAAACGACUAUCAAUUCCGCGUUAUAGCAGUGAACAAAGCUGGACAAUCACUACCCGGUGAAGCCAGCAAAACAUUCACCGCCAAGCCUCGUUACCUGGCUCCAAAGAUCGACAGGCGCAAUUUGCGCGAUGUAACUCUUUCCGCCGGAGCUUCCCUGAAGUUCGAUGCCAACGUGAUCGGUGAACCUCCACCACACAUCGAGUGGCGUCACGGUGCUAUCCCGUUGUACAGUGGAAAGAGCGUCACUGUAGACAACGCGGACUACAACACUAAACUGACAAUCCGACCUGUGAAGCGUGGAGAUACUGGGGAAUACACAGUAACAGCAAGCAACAACUCGGGAAGGGACAGUGUGACCAUAAAUGUUGUAGUCACCGACAAACCAACGCCACCAGAAGGUCCUCUUCAAGUUUCCGACGUCCACAAGGAGGGAUGCAAACUCAAGUGGAAACGCCCAGAGGAUGAUGGAGGCACCCCCAUCGAGUAUUACCAAGUCGAUAAAAUGGACCCUGAAAGUGGUUGCUGGGUUCCAUGUGGACGCUCCACUGAGCCUGGAUUUGAAGUAACAGGCUUGACUCCUGGAAAAGAGUACUUGUUCCGCGUUGCCGCAGUAAAUGCUGAGGGCGAAUCGGAGCCGCUGGUAACCGAGCACGCGACCCUCGCUAAGAAUCCAUUCGACGAGCCUGGAAAGCCCGGAAACCUGAAGGCGACAGACUGGGACAAGGAUCACGUCGAUCUGAAGUGGAACCCGCCAAUAGACGACGGAGGAUCACCGAUAACGGGCUACAUAGUGGAGAAGAAGGACAAGUAUGGCGAGUGGGAAAAAGCCCUGGAGGUGCCCGCUGACCAGACCAAGGCAACGGUGCCAGACCUGAUCGAGGGUCAGCCGUACGAGUUCCGCGUUCGUGCGGUGAACAAAGCCGGACCCGGUGAGCCGUCGGAUGCAACACCGACGAUAAUUGCCAAGCCACGCAACCUGGCGCCGAAGAUCGACCGGACAUACCUGAUUGACAUCAGAAUAAAGGCAGGACAGAAUUUCUCGUUCGAUGCAAAGGUAACAGGAGAACCGAUGCCGACCACAAGAUGGAUACUUCAUGGAAAGGACGUCAGGACUUCGGAUCGUGUGAAGGUAAAGAACGUUGACUACGGAACAUCUCUUAACGUCCGAAUGGCGACGAGGGAAGAAUCCGGAAAGUACACCGUUACUGCGGAGAAUAUAAACGGAAAGGAUAUCGCCUACGUCGAGGUUACCGUCCUUGACAAACCAAGCCCACCCGAGGGACCUCUUAAAGUAUCCAAUGUUCAUGCCGAGGGUUGUAAACUGUCGUGGAAGGAACCACAGGACGAUGGAGGACAGCCGAUCGAAAAAUACGUUAUUGAAAAAAUGGAUGAAGCUUCUGGACGAUGGGUACCAGCCGGUGAAACCGAGGGACCACAGACCUCACUUGAAAUCGACGGCCUCACUCCUGGACACAAGUACAAGUUCAGGGUACGCGCUGUUAACAAGCAAGGGAAAUCCGAACCGCUCACCGCGUCGCAGAGUAUCGAAGCUAAGAAUCCAUUCGAUGAGCCAGGCAAGCCCGGAACACCGACGAUUCGUGACUACGAUAAGGACUUUGUUGAACUGCAAUGGGAUCGUCCUGAAGAAGACGGUGGAUCUCCCAUAACUGGAUACGUUAUUGAAAAACGUGACAAGUUCAGCCCGAACUGGGAGAAGUGCGGAGAAGUAGACGGAGACGUGAACCGCGGUAGAGUAAACGAUCUAAUUGAAGGUACAGCCUACGAAUUCCGUAUCAGAGCCGUGAACAAAGCUGGGCCUGGCGAACCGUCAGAUGCGACAAAACCACACAUCGCGCGGCCAAAGAACCUGCCGCCAAAGAUCGACAGGACCUUCUUGCUGGAUAUCAAAGUCCGAGCUGGAGGUCUGUUCGACUUCGAUGUGCCAGUAAUCGGUGAACCCCCACCAUCCAAGGAAUGGACACUCAGGGGAGACGACGUAAACAGCAACCCCCGCGUCAAGAUUGUGAACGAGGAUUACAACACAAAGCUGCGUUUGAUAGAUGCGAAACGGUCCGAUUCAGGGGUUUACACACUGACCGCACGUAACAUAAAUGGAAAGGACUCUGCCACAGUAAACGUGACGGUCCUGGACAUACCACUGCCACCGGAAGGACCUUUGAAGGCCGAAAACAUUACCAAACAUGGCUGCGACCUUGCGUGGAGACCGCCGAAGGACGACGGUGGGUCCGAGAUCCUUUACUACGCGGUUGAGAAAAUGGACACAGAUUCGAUGCGAUGGGUCCCAGUCGGGGAAGCACCAUCGACGAGAAUCAGGGCCGACCAUUUGAUCGAAGGCCACGAUUACACCUUCCGCGUACGCGCGGUAAACAAACAGGGUGAAUCCAUACCUCUAACCGGGCAGGAAGCAAUUACAGCCAAAGAUCCGUUUGGAAAACCAGACAAGCCCGGAAUCCCCGUGGCCACGGACUGGGACAAAGAUCACGUGGAUCUGGAGUGGCCGGCGCCGAAGAGAGACGGAGGUUCUCCUAUAACGAGUUACAUUAUCGAGAAGCGCCCGAAGUUCGGUCAGUGGGAAAAGGCCAUUGAAAUACCCGGGAACAAGACCAAUGGCACCGUUCCUGACCUUACCGAAGGCCAGGAGUAUGAGUUCCGAGUGAUCGCUGUUAACAAAGGUGGCCAGAGUGAACCAUCUGAGGCCUCGCUGCCGAUCGUAGCUAAACCCCGCUUCUACGCGCCAACGUUCGACAAGCAUUUGCUAACGGACCUCGUUGUCAAGGCAGGACAUAAGAUCUUGUACGACAUACCGAUCGACGCAUCGCCCAAGCCCACCGCGAAGUGGACCAUCAAUGGUAAGCCGGUCGAGGCUGAUGCUCGGCACGAUAUUUACACCACCAACACUACCACCACCUUUGAAAUACCGUUCGCCGUUCGUUCGGACACUGGGCGCUACACUCUGACGCUGGAAAACGAUUCUGGAAGCUGCAGCGCCAGCGCUACUGUAACCGUUCUUGAUAGACCAGCUCCGCCUGAAUCGCCGUUCGUCGUUGAUGGUAUUACAAAGGAAAGCUGUCAUCUCGCGUGGAGAGCUCCUCGCGACGAUGGAGGAAGCCCCAUUCUCCAUUAUGUUAUCGAAAAGAUGGACAUGACUCGCGGCACUUGGUCCGAUGCUGGAAUGAGUACGACCUUGAACCACGAGGUUGUAAGACUCGUUCACAAGAAGGAAUAUCUCUUCAGGGUUAGGGCCGUUAAUAGUAUCGGAGAGUCCGACCCGCUCGAGACACCGAAGAGCAUCAUUGCUAAGAACGAGUUCGAUGAACCCGACGCGCCUGGCAAACCACAGGUUACGGACUGGGACAAGGAUCACGUGGACCUGAAAUGGCCAGCACCGAAGAACGACGGCGGGUCGCCAAUAACGGGCUAUAUAAUACAGAAGAAGGAGAAGGGAAGCCCGUACUGGAUAAACGCAGUUCAUGUACCGCAGAACCAGACCGAAGCAACGGUACCCGAUCUGGCCGAAGGCCAGGAGUACGAGUUUAGGGUGAUAGCCGUCAACUCGGCUGGUCAUUCAGAGCCGUCAGAACCAAGUGAUGCGGUAACAGCGAAGGCGAGAUACCUGGCGCCGAAGAUUAAGACGCCACUGCAAGACAUCCGCAUCAAGGCCGGACUCAUUUUCCACAUCGACAUCGAUUUUGUUGGUGAACCGGCACCUGAGGUGGAAUGGACAGCCGCUGGUAAACCUUUAAUGACCACUGACCGUACAACCGUUACAUCGAUCGGGUAUCACACCAUCGUUCAUACCGUGAAUGCGAAGCGCACCGACUCGGGGUUGUACCAUCUUCUGCUCAAGAAUAGCAGCGGCAUCGACGAAGGCAGCUUCCAGCUGAUUGUUUUGGACAGACCGGGACCGCCUGAGGGACCUUUGAUCUACGAGGAGAUCACGAACCAGUCGGUUACGCUGUCUUGGAAGCCUCCUAAGGACAAUGGUGGCAGUGAGAUUACUGGUUACGUUAUAGAGAAGCGUGACCUCACUCACGGCGGUGGAUGGGUGCCUGCUGUGACCUACGUUAAUCCCAGAAACACCCAUGCCACUGUUCCACGUCUACUGGAAGGAACAAAGUACGAGUUCCGCGUCUGCGCUGAAAAUCUUCAAGGACGCAGCGAACCUCUGACCACCGAUCGUGGAGUCGUUGCCAAAAACCAAUUCGUUGUUCCUGGACAACCUGGAAAACCAGAGUGCAUCGAUGCCGACAAAGACCAUAUCAAAAUCAAAUGGACAUCACCCAUCAGCAACGGAGGGUCACCCAUUAUUGGAUACGAUGUUGAGCGCCGUGAUCGUGCUACCGGAAGGUGGAUAAAGGUCAACAAGGAACCGGUGAAGGGCACCGAGUACCUCGACGAACACGUGACCGAGGGACACCAGUACGAGUACAGGGUUUCAGCAGUGAAUGCCGCCGGAGCUGGAAAGCCCAGUGAGGCCUCAUCUGUAAUCACUGCUAGACCGAUGAAAGAAAAGCCCAAGCUUCACCUGGAUGGCCUACUCGGACGCAAGAUCAAGGUCCGAGCUGGUGAACCGAUAAAUGUGAAUAUACCAUUGUCGGGAGUGCCAACACCUACGAUAACCUGGACAAAGAAUGGAGCCAGGCUACCGGACAACUUCCGAAUCACGACGGAAACGAAGAGCGACCAUACGGUCCUUCUCGUCGAAAAAUCGGUUCGUGAUGACGCUGGAAAGUACACAAUUACGGCAGAGAAUGAACACGGCAAAGACUCUGCAGACAUUGAGGUAAUCGUUGUCGACAAGCCCGGAAUACCAAAGGGCCCCCUUCAGUAUACCGCGACGACACACGACACGGUUUCGUUGUCCUGGGCUCCACCCGAGGACAAUGGUGGCUCAGAGAUCACAGGCUACAUUGUCGAGAUCGCCGACUUUGGAUCAGAGAACUGGCGCCAAGUACCUGGCUACUGCACUCACACUAGCUUUACUGCUAAAGGUUUGAGUGAAGGAAAACGGUACGUGUUUAGGGUACGCGCUGAGAACUUGUAUGGAGUAUCUGAGCCUCUCGACGGAAAACCGGUUGUCGCAAAGAGCCCCUUCGAUCCUCCAGAUGCGCCAAGCCAGCCCGAAGUCACCGGCUACACUCCCAAUACCUGCAGCUUGGUUUGGGAGCCGCCGACCAAUACCGGCGGUAAGCCGAUAACCGGAUACUACGUUGAGAAACGGGAACGUGGCGGAGAAUGGCUCAAGGUGAACAACUACCCAACACCAAAUGCGUCAUUCACCGUUCAAGACCUCCGCGAAGGAGGAAGGUAUGAGUUCAGGGUUAUGGCUGUGAACGAGGCUGGUCCUGGGAAACCAAGCAAACCGACCGAGCCCAUCACUGCGGGACAUCAACGUAGACGUCCCGAUGCUCCCGAGCCUCCAAAACCAGAUCGCAUUACGAAGGACUCUGUUACUCUGUCCUGGAGACCACCAAGGAGCGACGGAGGUGCUAAGAUCCGAGGUUAUGUGGUGCAGAAGAAGGCCAAGGGUGACGACGAAUGGACAGAUGUUAACGGGGUACCAGUACCUGCGACUGUUUUCACCGUGCCCAAGCUGACCGAAGGUGAAGAAUACCAGUUCAGAAUCGUUGCAGUCAACGAUGUUGGAUUCAGUGAACCAAGCAGACCAAGUAACAAUAUCCUCAUGGAGGAACAGCCGAACAAGCCCGUCAUGGACUUGGGUGGAGUCAGAGAUAUCACAGUUCGUGCGGGAGAGGACUUUUCUAUACAUGUGCCUUACAUUGGAUUCCCGAAACCAACUGCCACAUGGUUUGCUAAUGAUACUAUCAAGGACGAGUCAGAUUCUCGCGUUCAUCAGCAAUUGGCAGACGAUUACGCCAGCUUUGUGGUCAAGAACUCGAAACGGUCUGACACCGGUCAGUACAGGCUGCAGCUCCGUAAUCCAUCCGGCUUUGACACAGCAACUAUCAAUGUCAAAGUCCUCGACAGACCUUCACCACCGUGGAACCUACGCGCCGAUGAAUUUGCUGGUGAUGCCCUUACCCUUUACUGGAAUCCACCCAAGGAUAAUGGCGGUGCUGAUAUAACGAAUUACGUUAUUGAGAAACGUGAACCGCGCUCUCCAACUUGGUCGAAGGUCAGCAGUUAUGUUACAACGCCUUUCGUUCGCAUAAGGAACCUCACCGUUGGACAGGAGUACGAGUUCCGUGUUAUGGCUGAGAACCAAUACGGAACAUCAGAUCCGGCCAUUACCAUUGAUCCCAUCCGUGCAAGACAUCCGUUCGAUCCUCCUGCAGCACCCGGUACACCGCAGGGUGUUGAUACCACCGAGGACAGCAUUACCAUCUCAUGGACUAAGCCACGGCACGAUGGAGGAUCACCCAUCACUGGCUAUGUCAUUGAAAGACGCCUCAUUGGUGAGGACAAAUGGGUCAAGGCGACCCAGGCCCAUGUACCAGACACAACAUACAGAGUUGGAGGUCUCAUUGAAAAUCAUGACUAUGAAUUCCGCGUUGCGGCUUGGAAUGCCGCCGGUCAAGGACCAUGGAGCUCAGGUUCUGACGCGAUUAGAGCCAGCGCACCAUCGUCGGCUCCUAAGAUAACCAGCGACCUCAGUAUCCGGGAUAUGACAGUAAUCGCAGGUGAACCGUUCACCAUCACGGUGCCCUAUAUUGCGCACCCGAAACCAAGACCUAGCUGGACCAUCAACGGAGAGGAAGUGCUCACUGGUGACAGAAUUAAAUUCGAUACCACUGAAGUUGCUUCACAGUACAUAAACAAGAAGGCUAAGAGAAGCGACACGGGUAAUUACACCAUUCAUCUCACAAAUACGGUCGGUACAGACUCGGCAUCCUGCAAAGUACUUGUUGUCGACAAACCGUCGCCGCCACUAGGACCUCUUGACGUAUCCGACAUCACGCCAGAGAAUUGCACACUCUCUUGGAGACCACCAACUGACGAUGGUGGAUCGCCGAUUACUAACUACAUCGUGGAAAAAUUGGACCCAUCAGGUAUUUGGGCUAGAGUUAGCAGUUUUGUACGUAACACUCAUUACGACGUGAUUGGACUCGAACCGAACAAGAAAUACAGCUUCAGAAUCCGUGCCGAAAAUCAGUACGGCGUAUCUGAACCGCUUGAGGCGGAUGAGCCUAUUAUGGCCAAGUUCCCCUUCACCGUACCCGAUCCUCCGGGUAAACCCAGGGUCAGCGAUUGGGACACAACUCAAGUAAGCCUUAACUGGGAUCGACCCAGAACAGACGGUGGCUCUCGCAUUCAGGGCUACAAGAUCGAAUUCCGUGACCUGGCCGAUGACGUACAAUGGCGAGUGGCGAAUGACUAUCUUUGCAAGGACACUGCCUUCAUCUGCUACAAUCUUCUGAGCGGUCAGGAAUACGAGUUCCGCGUACGUGCAAAGAAUGCUGCUGGAUGGAGCAAACCCAGUCUACCAUCAUCGCCAUUCAAAUUGAAGAGCAAAUUCAACGUACCGUAUGCGCCAGGAACACCUCAAGUUGUCAAGGUAGGAAAGAACUACGUGGAUCUCAAAUGGGAGCCACCAGUAUCCGACGGCGGAAGCCGAAUCACUGGAUACAUUGUCGAAAAGCGAGAAGUUGGCAGUGCUCAGUGGGCGAAAUGCAACGACUACAAUGUUAUGGACACAGAGUACACUGUGCUACACCUAAUCGAGCGCGGAGACUACGAGUUCCGCGUUUUCGCGGUAAACGCAGCAGGAAAAUCGGAGCCCAGCUCAUGCACGAUGCCGGUGAAGGUAUGCGAAGUCGAGGGUGGAGAGAAACCCGAGUUUGUACGUCCUCUUGUCACCCAAGGUGUACCACUUGGUAAAACUCACGUGUUCGAGUGCGAGGCAACAGGAAAACCGUUGCCAUCUGCCAGGUGGCUGAAGAACGGUCGCGAAAUCAGUCUGGGAGGAAGAUUCAAAACUGAGGUUAUCGGUGGUAUUUUCAGACUCGUUAUAUCCGAGGUCUGGGAAGCCGAUGAUGGUGACUACAGUUGCCAGGCGUCGAACCCGCUUGGACUUACCACGACGACCGCCCGGCUGAAGAUUGGAACACCACCAAAGAUCGAGCGCAUGCCGGGUGACCUUUACCUACCAGAAGGCGACAACACCAAGAUUAAGAUCCAUUACAGCGGAGAUCAGCCCAUGGAAGUUUCACUCACUAAAGACGGACAAAAGAUCCCUGAAUCCACGCACAUCAAGUACACAGUUUUCGACGAGUAUCUUAUCAUAUUCAUCAAGGAUGUCGUCAAGGAUGACGGAGGCGUUUACAACCUCACAAUCAAAAACGAUAGCGGAAGCGUUAGUGCUUCGUUCACUGUUUACAUUACUGGACUUCCAGGACCACCUAUUGGACCUCUCGAUGUGUCCGACAUUAGCAAGCACACGUGCACGCUGAGCUGGCACCCACCGAAGUACGAUGGUGGCCUUCGCAUCACUCACUACGUCGUUGAGCGUCGUGAUAUCAGUCACACCCAUUGGAUAAUCGUCUCGUCAUUCUGCAAGGAAACUACCUUCACUGUUCAAGGUCUAACCGAGGGCCAGGAGUACCUGUUCCGUGUGAUGGCUGUGAACGAUAACGGCAUGGGACCACCACUUGAGGGAACUAAUCCCGUCAAGGCAAAAGCACCUUUCGAUCCACCAUCGGCACCUGGAAAACCAAAAGUCAUCGAAAUCGGUGGUGACUUUGUUAAUCUCUCUUGGGACAAACCUGAGAGCGAUGGUGGUGCUCGCAUUCAGGGCUACUGGAUAGAUAAGCGCGAGGUUGGUGGGCUGGCAUGGCAGCGCGUGAACGUCUCCAUCAGCCUGACGAACCAAGUGAACAUUACGAACCUCAUCGAAGGUCGUCAAUACGAAUUCAGGGUCUUCGCGCAGAACGAGGCUGGCCUCAGCCCCGAAUCCAGCGCGUCGACGUCCGUCAAGAUCAAGGACCCACAGGAAGCCACACCGCCCGAAAUUGUCAAGCCUCUCAGAAACACGAACUGUGUGCAGAACCAUAACGCCCAUUUCCAGUGCACCAUUACAGGUUCCCCAAAACCAACCAUCACAUGGUUCAAGGGCGCGCGUGAGAUAGUAAACGGAUGUCGCUACCGCAUCUACACCGAGGGUGACGUCUGCAACCUGGUGAUCAACGACGUCUUUGGUGAAGAUGCCGACGAGUACAUUUGCCGCGCAUCUAACAAGGGUGGAAUCAAAUCCACGAAGGGAGAACUCUUCAUCAUGACACCUCCAAAGCUCAAUGUACCACCGAGAUUCAGAGAUACCGCCUUCUUCGACAAGGGUGAGAACGUCGUAAUCAAAAUUCCGUUCACCGGGUACCCCAAGCCCAAAAUCACAUGGGUAAGAGAGGGAGAGACGAUCGAAGCUGGAGGCCAUUACGCGGUCGAGGUCAAGGAGAGACACGCCGUUUUAACUAUCAGGGAUGGCAGCAAGAUUGACUCUGGGCCGUACCGUAUCACGGCAGAAAAUGACCUGGGUCAGGACUCAGCUAUAAUAAAGAUACAGAUCAGCGAUCGUCCGGAUCCUCCGCGUUUCCCUCAGGUAGAAAACAUCGGUCACGACUCUCUUGCCCUAACUUGGAAACCCCCAGUGUGGGACGGUGGCAGCAACAUCACAAACUACCUUGUCGAAAAGCGCGAACAUCCAAUGACGAGCUGGAUACGCGUUGGAAACACAAGAUUCUGCUCGAUGGCCGUCACCAAUUUGAGUCCUGGUCAUCAGUACGAGUUCCGCAUUUCGGCAGAGAACGUCUACGGCCGAAGCGAUCCAAGCGAUGUUACGGGCUUGAUAACAACCAAGGAUUCCGUAAAGAAACAGUUCAAGAAGAAAGAGUACGAGGUGGAUGAAACAGGAAAGAAGAUCCGAGGCCGCAACGACGAGAAGGUCACAGACUACGACCAGUACGUCUUUGACAUAUACAGCAAGUACGUGCCGCAGCCAGUGGAAAUAAAGAACACCUCCGUUUACGACAAGUACGAUAUACUCGAGGAAAUUGGAACUGGCGCUUUCGGCGUUGUUCAUCGCUGUCGUGAGAGAGCCACUGGCAACAUAUUUGCUGCCAAGUUUAUCCCGGUUUCACACAUUAUGGAGAAGGAACUGAUCAGGAAAGAAAUCGACAUCAUGAACCAACUUCAUCAUCCCAAAUUGAUCAAUCUCCACGAUGCCUUUGAAGACGAUGACGAGAUGGUCCUAAUAUUCGAAUUCUUGUCUGGUGGUGAACUCUUCGAGAGAAUCACCUCCGAAGGUUACUCCAUGUCAGAGGCUGAGGUCAUUAACUACAUGCGCCAAAUCUGUGAGGCUGUUAAACACAUGCACGAGAAGAACAUAAUUCAUCUUGAUAUCAAACCAGAAAACAUCAUGUGCCAGACACGAAACAGCACGAACGUUAAGCUGAUCGACUUUGGCCUGGCCACCAGAUUGGAUCCUAACGAAGUGGUCAAGAUCAGUACAGGCACGGCAGAGUUUGCUGCUCCAGAGAUAGUCGAACGCGAACCUGUCGGAUUCUACACAGACAUGUGGGCCUGUGGUGUCCUCGCGUACGUUCUAUUGAGCGGUUUGUCACCAUUCGCUGGUGACAACGACAUCGAGACUUUGAAGAACGUCAAGGCUUGUGAUUGGGACUUUGACGAGGAAGCCUUCCGGGACGUAUCCGAAGAAGGCAGAGACUUUAUCAAGAGACUGCUUAUUAAGAACAAAGAAAAACGUAUGAACGCUCACGAGUGUCUUCUACAUCCUUGGCUCACCGGGGACCACAGCAACCGCACAACACCAAUUGCAAGCAGCCGCUACGUCAGUUUCAGGGACAAGCUUCGCGCCAAGUACGACAACUGGGAGAAAUACGUUCUCCCGAUCGGUCGUCUUGCGGAAUACUCUGCUCUCAGAAAACUCCUCAUUGAGAAGUACAAAAUAUACGACACAUCAUUCGAUCGCAGACAAGCGGCGCCUAGAUUUGUCAUCAGACCACAAAGCGCGUUUGCAUACGAGGGGCAGAGCGUGAAAUUCUAUUGCCGUGUAAUCGGAGUAGCAACACCAACGCUGACCUGGUCUCACAACAACCAGGAGCUCCGGCAAUCGGUGAAAUUCAUGAAACGUUACACUGGUGACGAUUACACUUUCAUAAUAAACAGGGUGAAACUAGAAGACAGAGGAGAGUACGUCAUUCGGGCAGAAAAUCAUUACGGUUUCAGGGAAGAAGUCGUCUUCUUGAAUGUUCAGCCAUUGCCCAAGGAGAUUCCAAAAUACAAACCGGAAGUACAACCAGUACGAACAAGGGAACCUCUUCGCUGGAACUUCUGGCAAGAGGUCAGCGAAAGCGCACCGAGCUUCACCUUCCUUCUUAGACCUCGUGUCCUCCAGAGCAGACAAGCAUGCAAACUGCUGUGUUGCCUGAGCGGUAAACCACCACCGACGGUCAGGUGGUUCAAGGACAAACACGAGCUAUCUAAGUACGAGUACACAAUGACAAACAGCGACGGUGUGGUAACCCUAGAAAUAGUCGACUGCAAACCUGAAGACAGCGGCAAGUACCGGUGCAUAGCUACCAACUGUCACGGCACCGACGAAACCACGUGUGUUGUCAUUGUUGAGGGAACCGGCGAGACUGAUGAGCAAGCUAAACUAGCGCACGACCUCCUAUACUCUGGAGAUCGAAGGUUCAUAGAGCAACCGAUAAAACCAGCGCCACCACCGAUAGUGAUAGUACAAAAGUCUAACUACAGCAAUUCGAGCAGCAAUUUCCAAUCAUCAACGAAUCGGUCAAGUUCAAAUUACAACUCCACGUCACACUCCUCCGCUUAUAAUAACGUAUCAAGUUCGUCGAGCAAUAUUCGGCAAAACUCGUCCUCUUACAAGUCUAAUCUGGAGACGUCCAGUAUCACAAACAAAAAUGAAACAGCCGCCACGGACAAAAGAACGGUGAAGAAAUACGGCAGCAGAUUAGAUACGACUGGCAGUCCUUCCCGAUCUCGAAGUGCGACCAAGGAACUCAUCCUCCCACCUGACGAUUCGAUGUGUGCGCCAGAGUUCAUCAAGAAAUUGAGUGACCUGACAGUAAAUGACGGUGAACAACUUGAACUGUCAGUCAAAAUCAGGGGUGAUCCCGAGCCUCAAGUAACGUGGUCUAAAAAUGGAAAGACAUUGAGCUCUUCGGAAAUUCUGGACCUGAAAUACAGAGGCGGAGUGGCAACGCUAACAAUAAAUGAAGUAUUCCCCGAAGACGAGGGCGAGUUCACCUGCAAAGCAACAAACAGUAUUGGAACAGCGACGACAUCAUGCAAGCUCACCGUAAAACCUAUGGCAAACGGCGAAAGCAGCAGUAAAAAGAAGGGAACGGGAGACAAGGCGCCAAAGAUAGUCGAUCAUUUGGAGAGCAAAUUCGUGAAGGAUGGUGAACCCGUUGUAUUGAGCUGCCGUAUAAUCGGGGCUAAGAAGUUUGACGUCGUAUGGCUACAUAACAAUAAGGAAAUAAAACCGAGCAAGGACUUCCAAUACUCGAACGAAGCCAACAUAUACAAACUCAACAUCGCCGAAAUAUUCCCUGAGGACUCAGGCACAUACACCUGCGAAACCUUCAACGAUGCCGGGGAGAGCUUCUCGUCUUGUACUCUCAACGUCCUUGUGCCCAACGAGGAACCAAAAAGCCCAGUGUUCACGACAUUCCCGCAGUCAGCAACUGUGAGCGAAGGAGAGAGCGCCAGCUUUACCUGUCGGACUGAAACUGCACCCCUUAAAGUAACGUGGGUGAAGGAUGGAAAACCAAUUGACGAAAAGAGCAGCAAGUACCUUUUCAGUUCGGACGGUGAAAAAUCAUUUACCCUUCAAAUAAAGUCGUGUGCGCAUGAUGACGUCGGCCAAUACACAGCUAAAGCAAUUGGCAAGAAGGGCGAGACAAGCGCAGCAUUUGCCCUCAACGUGACCAACCCCGGUGACGUUUGAAAAAAAAAAUUAAGAAAAAAAAUUAUUUUAAUACAUUAUUAGACGAAGAUUAUUGCUAAUAUGUAAG
Molecule: messenger RNA, 27628 nt
Organism: Neodiprion virginianus
Lineage: Eukaryota; Metazoa; Arthropoda; Insecta; Hymenoptera; Diprionidae
Gene: bent
Product: twitchin
Biological process (GO): homophilic cell-cell adhesion; protein phosphorylation
Cellular component (GO): membrane
Molecular function (GO): protein binding; calcium ion binding; ATP binding
Source: RefSeq, a predicted model, not a curated record